Cyclopterus lumpus (lumpfish) is the source of this 3418-nucleotide messenger RNA. It is a transcript of the gene kcnab2a, whose product is annotated as potassium voltage-gated channel, shaker-related subfamily, beta member 2 a. The transcript is spliced from 16 exons. Gene Ontology annotation, biological process: regulation of action potential; regulation of potassium ion transmembrane transport; potassium ion transport. Gene Ontology annotation, cellular component: juxtaparanode region of axon; voltage-gated potassium channel complex; cytoplasm. NCBI's taxonomy places the organism in Eukaryota, Metazoa, Chordata, Actinopteri, Perciformes, Cyclopteridae. Gene Ontology annotation, molecular function: potassium channel regulator activity; transmembrane transporter binding; voltage-gated potassium channel activity. The record is from RefSeq and is a predicted model, not a curated record. The coding region runs from base 187 to 1290 and encodes 367 amino acids.
UGUAAUUCAGCGCGUGGUACUUGUGUCAGAGCAACACAAUCCAGAGGGUCUUUACACUGUCAAAAAAAAAAGGAAGAGAAGGAUUUCCGCACACGAGGCCCUGAUUGGUGAUAAACUGUAACCUGCGGUCCCGGUGAAAGAACACCACCCCCGGCAGGCUGGCCACGCCCCCUUCCUCCUGCCUAAAUGUAUCCUGAAUCUACCACAGACUCUCCUGCCCGCCUCUCCCUCCGACAGACUGGCUCACCAGGCAUGAUCUACAGCGCUCGUUAUGGGAGCCCCAAACGACAGCUGCAGUUCUACAGAAACCUUGGGAAGUCAGGUCUGCGGGUGUCCUGCCUUGGAUUAGGAACAUGGGUGACGUUCGGUGGACAGAUAACGGAUGAGAUGGCUGAGCAGCUGAUGACUCUGGCCUAUGAAAAUGGCAUCAAUCUGUUUGACACAGCAGAAGUCUACGCUGCUGGGAAGGCAGAGGUGGUGCUCGGAAACAUCAUAAAGAAGAAAGGAUGGAGACGUUCAACUCUGGUGAUAACAACAAAGAUCUUCUGGGGUGGAAAAGCGGAGACCGAAAGAGGUUUAUCCCGAAAACACAUUAUAGAAGGUUUAAAAGCUUCUCUAGAAAGACUGCAGUUAGACUACGUGGAUGUGGUUUUUGCGAACAGACCGGACCCUAAUACACCUAUGGAAGAAACGGUUCGAGCAAUGACCUAUGUGAUAAACCAAGGCAUGGCCAUGUACUGGGGAACAUCCCGCUGGAGCCCGAUGGAGAUAAUGGAAGCGUACUCUGUGGCGCGACAGUUCAACCAGAUUCCUCCCAUCUGCGAGCAGGCCGAGUACCACAUGUUCCAGCGGGAGAAGGUGGAGGUGCAGCUACCGGAGCUCUUCCAUAAGAUAGGUGUGGGGGCCAUGACGUGGUCGCCACUGGCCUGCGGUAUCAUCUCAGGGAAAUACGACGGCCGGGUGCCUCCCUAUUCCCGGGCGUCCCUGAAGGGUUACCAGUGGUUGAAGGACAAGAUCUUGAGUGAGGAGGGCCGGCGUCAGCAGGCGAAGUUGAAAGAGCUGCAGGCAAUCGCGGAGCGGCUGGGCUGCACUCUGCCCCAACUCGCCAUCGCGUGGUGCCUACGGAACGAGGGGGUGAGCUCAGUCCUCUUAGGGGCGUCCAACACCGACCAGUUGAUGGAGAACAUCGGAGCGAUUCAGGUUCUUCCAAAGUUGUCAACGUCCAUCACACACGAGGUGGACAGCAUCCUGGGAAACAAGCCGUACAGUAAAAAGGACUACCGCUCCUAACGCGCAGUGCGGCCCCGCCCGGCAGGGCUGCACCCGGGCUGCAGCCACAGCGCCCCACCUUUGCCUGAUCCUCUGUUUGCUUGAGCUUUUACUGAAUGAGGCCCUGGCGCAUGAGUCUGGCCACACCAAGGGCACCUCAUUUAGAGUUACAGGGAUGAUAAGAUAAGGUAAAGGGGGAACAAUACAGUCACCUCCACAGGAAAGGAAGGAAAGACAGGCAUAAGUGGAAGAGAGAUUAGGAAAUGCGCUCAUAGUUAAAUCAGUUAUACAUUCAAUUCAGCUGAACGUAUUUUAAAACCCUAGAGAAAAAUACCUUUAAAAAAAAUAAGCACACGCUUGCUUGGCAGCCAGAUUGCUUUUUUGCUUAUUUUUUUUAAAACUGAAUGCAACUAAAAGGAAGAUUAAGUUCAUACUGUAUGAAUAUAUGAUAACUACUCAGUUGCACAUGUACCAUAGCCAUGCAUUUGUUCCUUGGAUGUUCUGUUUACAAAACACCUGUGUACUGUAAAGAGUCUGUCAAGGUUUCUCUGUAAAACCUUUUGUUUAUGUUGUGGACAUUGUCAGUGUAUGAGCCUCGUCGGGGGCUUUAACAAUCAGCACUUUAGUAUCGUCAGUAUGGUGUUGGGCAGUAGUUCUAAAGAGGGGAGAGGAUGGAUAUUACAAUAGUCUAAUCUCAUAGCCAUUGCACUAUAGUAUCAUAUCUCCAGUGAUUCCCUCUCCUCCUCUUCCUCGCUUUGUGUCUUCACUGGCAGUGUGUUUCUUCAGCCUGAUGCUCCAACACUCCAGCUCUCUAAGCGUGGUGGUGGCAGCCAAGAUGAUGAGGCUCCUCCUCCGUCCUGACCUGUGAACCGUCGGUGAUGAUGAGUCAGGAGCGUGGAAUGAUGCGACUGAAGAGAUUAGCCAUUUAUUCAUCCCUAGCGGUGGGAACUGCAGUCGCGUUAAAAUCCAAUGCAGCGGCGUACAUCACUGUGUCGCCCAGCCUCCGUUCUCUGUUUCCAGGCUGAGGGUUUACUGUGCAGGAAGUGGUCAUAUCAGUGCUGGCUCCACAUCUCAUGGAAACUUCUCCUUGAUCAAAUUCUGCUCAAGUAUUUUUGCCUUAUUUACAGUUGUAUCAGACAGUGCUGUAGACAAGCAGCUCAACCGCUGCCCCUUCGGCCCACUGGUUUCAUGUCCCCUGUAAAUACUGGAACGCUGACUGGUGGAAGUGGCAUCGGUUGCGAGGAGGCGGCGGUGUGUCCAGUUCAUCAGUGGGUAGCAGCAGCUCAGGGAACAGAGCAUGUGGUUUUAGUCGUGAGUUGGCGUGCACAUGGUCAGGAGGUUGUAUUUACUCGUGUGGACACUGGGCAGGACCAGUGGCAUUUUAGCGUGGCUUCAGCCAAAGAUCUUCUUUAUCUCUCUUUGAAGAGACACCCAAGUGUUUCACCCUCACUUCCUGCAAGAUUAUAGAACUCAUUUGGCGCACGUGCUGUCCAGCUUGUUAUCUAUCUAUGAUAUGGACUUUAUACUCCAUAUAUAUAUAUAUAUAUAUAUAUAUAUAUAUAUAUAUAUAUAUAUAUAUAUAUAUAUAUAUAUAUAUAUAUAUCUUUACUUGACCACACUGUUAUUCUAGUUAACAAAUAUGCCCUUCAUAUACAGAAUGCAUAAGUACAUCUACUUGCUUUAGGAUUGGUAAGGUUUAUUUCAGGCAACAUACAACCUGACAUGUCAGAAAUAUUACUGCAGAAUUUGACGCAGCCCGACAUCAUUCUUUCUCCUUUGGGUGGUCUCCUACUGUGAUUAAAGCACAAGUGCAUGUGACAUUCUCAAAGCAUGGGCCCCUUUUUACCCAGCCUACGUACUUAUGGGACAAGUAAGGUGAUGCUACCCUGCUUACGAACAUGUGUAGGUAACUAAACUCUUUACAGCUGAUCAAAUAUUGAUUCUCAGCAGAAAAUAAACAAGUAUACAUUAAUAAAAUUGUCAUUAGUGGAAAUGACAUGAAUGACGUAGAAGUGGAGUGGAUAAUCAACGUGAACGUUACAGUGUGGAUGAGGUCUGCUUCGUUACUCCUCUUAGGUGAUCUUUAAAAGCAGCAAAGGGAUUUCACGUCUGCUAUUGAUUUUGUUUGUGUGUGUGUGUUUUCUUUGGG